Molecule: messenger RNA, 2586 nt
Organism: Patella vulgata (common limpet)
Lineage: Eukaryota; Metazoa; Mollusca; Gastropoda; Patellidae
Exons: 3
Coding region: 231-1898 (555 amino acids)
Source: RefSeq, a predicted model, not a curated record
UUUGCAUUGGCAGAUGACAAUCUUUCUUCGUUUGAAAUAUUACAUCCAUAUAGAAAAUGCUGAUGUAAUGAAUUCCAGGGAAAGAAUAAAUAAUGGGAGCGGGUGGUGGCAACAGGUUAUUUCACACCAUGACCAACAAUUGAUGGAAAAUUGUAGGGGGAGGGAUUAUACAGUUAUACUUAUAAUCGACUUACUGAACUAACAAACUCAUUCUUGAUUUAUUUUACAGGAUGGACCAGUUUAUGUCUUAUGAUAUAGCCCCGUUUUUAGCCUGUAUAAAUAUGCUGAAAAUAAAUACUCGACCGGAAGUGUUCAAAAUGUUGAUUGCAGUUUUAUGUGAUUUUAUUCCAAACGACCACAACAACAGAUUACGGACUAUUCGGUAUGUUAAGCUUUUAUUAGAAGAUCAAGAAGACUUAGCUGAUUGUGUUAUAACAUUUUUACCAGCAACAGGAGCAGACAAUGCUGUUUUACCAGAACCCAAAUCUGCAGUUACAGGGACAUCAAGGUUAACACCACAUCAAGAUGGCGAAGAGGUUACAAAUACAAAAACCAAGACAAAGACAAAGGCAGGUCAACUUUUAGCACAGGCAACCGCAAACAGAAAGUUAAAAUCCACCACCAAACCGUCAACGAGUAAAACGGCUACUGGACAAAGUAGUGGUAAAUCUGACUCUGUCAAAACCGUUGUCGUUAAAACACGCACACCUGUGGUCAUUAAACAAAAGACGACAACCAGGACUCAAUCUGAAUCAAAAUCUUCAUCAUCAAAUCCUUCUCCGGUGAUAUCCAGCAACCCGGUCUUAGCCUCUGUUCUACAAACAUCUUCCGUGCAUACCUCAACCCAUGGAAACAUUCACCCAGUAGUAUCGAAAAACCAAUUAUUAUCUUUAAAUUCCAAUAUUUUGAAUAAGGGUCAAUUCCAGGGUCAAGCUCUUCUUCGAGAUAAUCAAGAAUGCCAGAAUAACACCCCAUCAUCUAGCACCUCAAAUACCAAAUCUAAACCUCCUGAUCAGACGUACACGGUGCCACCUCCUCCAUAUCCUUACGUCCUUGGGCAACGUGGACCGUUUAUUACUCCGGGGAACAAUUAUUAUUACGGAUUUUCGGGCUUUCCUUUCCCAAGACCAAAUUUAGCACCACCGAGUGUUAGGUCUGUGUAUCUACAAGGUGUUGCUCCAUAUAGCACCACAAUGCCGGUAAAUACGCCAAGACUUCCUGUCCAUAAUGGUGUCUCCGAUAUUCCCCAUGAAAGUUACUUAACGGCACACACAAUAGAGAAGAGAUUAACCGGACCCGAGUCAAUCGCGCCUUACAUAAGAACCAAACCAACCUGCAUAGUAAAACCAAAUGAAGAUAAUUUAUCACCUGUUUCCAAGAAGAGUUCGUCCAAACCCAAGACACACAAGUCCUUUAGAGCGGUGACCAGCACAACUAUUCAAAAACAGACUGAUCCGGAUCCUCAAAGACCCAAUGCUGGUCUUCCUUUGCCAACUGCCACACCAGAUCCAUCAACCCAACAGCAACCACAUGCAAUUGUUCUGAACACUAUUAAUUCACCCAGUUCUACUUCUAACCCGAAUACAACAAUUUCGAGAAAUUUAACAUCUUUCCCAUACAUUCAAAAGAUGACCCUAUUAGAUGGUCAAACACAACAUCUUCGUAUUCAAGGAAGCGGCAACAUAGGUAGCUAUCGACGACUGUCUGAAUCUAGUUCACCAGCUAAUCCAGGAAACCAACAAGUAGUGGUUGAUCUAAAACAAUCCGGAGUUCGUAGAAACACUUCCGUGCAAUGUAACCGUACAAAACAGGCCAAGAGAAAAAGGGAUAAUUCUACCAGGACCUCUCCAUUGAUUCCGAAAAAGUCAGCUUUGUCAACGGACCAUGAAUCAAGCUGAUCUUAUAUUUUGAAUUAAUUAAUCAUUUUUUGGAUAUUUACGCGCCAUGUUACACUUAAGUCCCUGAUUGUCAUUUCCAUUAUUCGUACAAUAUCUAUUUUUUCAUGGCAUGAUUCACGCUAAAAUAUACACAAAUUGAUUAUUUAACAAUUAAUUAAAUCAAAAUAUACACAGUAAACAAUCUUCCGGUUUCGAUUCAAUCAGAUUAAAAAGGUGCCCGUGAUGUUUUUGUCCAUAUCUUAAUAUAUCGUCUGCAGCUAGUGCCGAAUGUUUACAACUUUUAUAUUUGCAUCAUACAUCAUAUCUUUGCAAAUACUGAACGAAAUUAAACCAUAUUUGGACUGAAAUUCCUAUUAGAGAUGCAACUUUAACAAUAUUGUAGUUUGCAAAAGUUUCAAAAUCCUUAAAUUGACGACCAGAGACUUUAAAGUAGUCAAAGACUAAUUUGUGUUUUUCACAUUGUUAUUGUUACCGUAUUUUAUUGUUUUUGUUCAAGGCAGCAUGAGUUACCGACGAGAUAUAUAUACUCUAAAAAUUAAAUUGUGAGUCGUUUGUUCUUUACAUAAACACCGAUAUACUUUUAUGACAUUGUUACCUAUAUUUUCAUGACUUAAUUAUAUUUUUCCAUUGAAUAUUUUAACUGUUCAUUGUUUUAAAAUGUUCAUGGUUGGAUUACACAUAAUUUUAC